This is a messenger RNA of Pieris rapae (cabbage white), 1968 nucleotides long. Its product is annotated as SET domain-containing protein 4. Gene Ontology annotation, molecular function: histone H3K4 methyltransferase activity; protein binding; transcription coactivator activity. The transcript has a single exon. The coding region runs from base 514 to 1890 and encodes 458 amino acids. NCBI's taxonomy places the organism in Eukaryota, Metazoa, Arthropoda, Insecta, Lepidoptera, Pieridae. The record is from RefSeq and is a predicted model, not a curated record. Gene Ontology annotation, biological process: peptidyl-lysine dimethylation; positive regulation of transcription by RNA polymerase II; peptidyl-lysine monomethylation.
AGCCACUGCACAAAACUGUUUUCUUUUAUUUUUAAGUACAAACCUCAAACAUUUAAAAUCGGUCCAGACGUUCUUGAGCUAUGGUGAAAUCGACCUGAUAUUAUAAAAAGCAGUAUUUGCUUGUUAUUUUGGUCGUAGUUCACUUGAUUAUUAUUGAAAUUUGGCGACACAAACUGUCAUUUUCAUAUUUAUUAUCAACGUAAUGUCAAAUUUAGUUUGCGAUUUCGACUUCGACGGCCCGUCGCCCGGGCCAUAAAAAAAGUAUCAAAUUUAUAUUUUAACUUUAAAUUAAAUAAUUAAUAUUUCAUUAACAGAUAUUAUUAAUAUUCUUAUUAAAUAAUGAAUAUUGAAGUACUCCCAUUGUACAAUUUAAUGACUGCAAUGUGCGUCGUAUAAAAAUACUAUAUUAAAAAAACAUCAAAUUUAAACAGGCAAGAAGUCGAUAUCUGACAAAACUAAAGCAAUUAAAGUAGGUACCGGACGUAUAAAACUGCAAUAUAUUGUAUUGUUAUAAUGGGAAGGACGCGUCGCCGAAGAAAACUCAGAAGAACAAAUUGUUUUGAGACUUGCAAUUAUAGUUCUGAUUUGAUUAUGUUAAACUCUUGGCUAUCCAAAAGUGGAAUUCAAAGAAACAAAAAGUUAGUCCUUACAAUUUUUUCUGAUUGCAACCGUGGUGUACUAACAAAAAAAAGGAUCAAAGCAGGAGAUGAACUUCUUAGCCUACCAUUAAAUUUAACUAUUAAUGUAACUACUCUGCUUAUGGAUGAAGAAUUUUGUGCAAUAUUUUUAGACAGCAAUAUCCUAUCGCAGCUGAGAUACAAACAAGCUAUUUCAUUCCAAUGUUUAUUGGCAUUCUAUUUGCUGUUUCUAAAAGUACAAGGAAAUAGUUCAAAAUGGUACUUAUACAUGCAGAGUUUACCAAAAGUUUAUACAGUGCCAUAUUUCUUAACAAAUGAAGUAAAGAAGUUUCUAGACCCUAAUAUAUUGUGUGUGAUAGAAAAACAACAACAUAUUAUUAAUUCUGCUUUUAAUCUUCUUAAUGAUUUAUUGAAUAUAGCAAUUAUAAAAAAUGAAUAUAAAACUGUGCAUCUGUUUAAAAGCACCUUUAAUAAAUCUGAUUUUGAAUGGGCAUACUUUACUGUUAAUACAAGAUGUGUCUUCAUGGAUUUGACUAACCUUUUGAACUUGACCCAUAUGCAACAUACAAUAUUAAGUAUAAUUAAUGACAAUACAAAGAUAUCUUUAUGUCCAUUUUUAGACAUGAUUAAUCAUAGUGCUUACGCUAAAAAUGAAACUAAACUUAUUGUCAACAAGGAGUUAAACAAUUUACCUGUAGUACAUUUAAAAGAGAAUCUGUUCUCAAAGGUUAACUUCUCAAUUUAUACUAAAACUACUUUUGAGGCAUACUCUCAGGUUUUUAUUUGUUAUGGAGAUAGCCACAACUUAAAACUGAUUACUGAAUAUGGUUUUUACAUUGCAUCCAACAACUUGGAUUAUAUUUCUAUUGCAUAUGAACAAAUAGUUACAUUUCUUAAUUCUAUUAACAAGAAAGUUUCUCAAGAGCAAUACAAGUUUAUUUUGAGGCAUGGACUUGACAAGGACCUAUAUAUUGACAUUAAAGGAAUGAGCUUUAAUUUGUAUGGAUUGCUGGUUGUUAUUAAAUAUUUUUACAGGAAGGAUGUUGAUGUAAGCCAGUUACUGUACUCUGCAGCUAUCUGCUCCUAUGAUAGGGAAUUAUUUGAUCUGAUUAAACCUAUUCUCUAUAAAAAACUAAUAGACACUGAAUAUAAUGUUAGUCAAUUACAAAAAUUUGAUAAAUGUGUAGCCCUGUGUAACUGUAUUGUACUUAUGUGUCAACAUAUUAAGAUUUUAAAGAAAUUUUGCAAAUAGUCUGUGUGUACUUUGUAAAAAUAAGAAGUAGUUUAAAACCAUUAUAUAAAUGUGAAUAAAAGAACAACAUAUUGUAAA